Molecule: messenger RNA, 7236 nt
Organism: Cuscuta epithymum
Lineage: Eukaryota; Viridiplantae; Streptophyta; Magnoliopsida; Solanales; Convolvulaceae
Source: the annotation of a GenBank genome assembly
GUACACAUUACAUGCCAAAAACCCGUUCACAUGGAGUACGCAUGAUUGAUUACUCCAAAUCCCAAACUUAAUACACUCUUAAUUAGUAACUUCCUCAUCACUUUGAGGCAGGCAUGAAAAUGGAUGCGAGGACCCAAAACUUAGCCGGGUGGUUCUUCGGGAGUUUAUUUAGGUACAUAAGAGGCAUCAUCUUCCGUGUUCUGUCCGUAGGUGAGAUUCCCCACCACAUCGCCUUCAUCCUGGAUGGAAACAGAAGGUACUGCCACGAACUGGGAGUGAAAUACGUGACGAUAUACGCAUUCAGCAUAGACAACUUUAAGCGGAGACCAGAUGAGGUCCAAUGUUUGAUGGAUUUGAUGCUGAACAAAGUGGAGGGAUUACUGAGGUACGAGGCUGCCCUGAACCAGUACGGAGUGAGAGUCGUCUUCAUCGGCAACCUGAGGUUACUGGACAAGCGGCUCAGGGCUUCUGCCGAAAUGGCAAUGGAUGCAACCCGAUCCAACUCUAGCAUCGUCCUCCUCAUCUGCGUCGCCUACACCUCCACAGACGAGAUGCUUCACGCAGCCCAAGUGUGCUGCAGAGACAAGAGGGGAAGGUUGAAGCUUUCGGAAGUUCAUCACAGACGAAGGCAGCGCAGCGGGAAUGGUGGGGCGGUGAUGUUGGAGGAGGCGGUGGCAGAGCGUGGUUUUGCGCUGGUCGAUCUGGAGAAGCAUAUGCAGAUGGGGUUAGCGCCGGAGGUGGAUAUUUUGGUGCGAACCUCGGGAGAAACUCGGCUCAGUAACUUUCUGCUGUGGCAGACUUCUAGCUGCCUGUUGUACUCUCCAAGAGCUUUGUUUCCUGAGAUUGGUCUCAGGCACUUGGUCUGGGCAGUGUUGAAUUUUCAAAGGCUUCAACCUUAUUUCCACCACAGAAAGAGCACACUCAACCACAAAUAUAUUAAUCCAUCAGAGUUAACAUCCCUUAAUUAGUACAGCAGUACUAUAUAAAUAUUGGUUUAUGUAUAAUUAAGCUAAGUUUGAGUUUAAGCAAUUUUAGGUAAGCUAAAACUAAUUAAAAAAAAUUAGAUAGUGAUUGGGAUCACAUGCAAGAGCAAUAUAAUAUCGAGAAUUUACGAAUACUUUGAUAAUAAUCGUGAGUAAAUUCUGUAUUUUGCGCGCAGAGGAAGUGUGUAUGUUUUUACAAUGAGAUCGACUUGCUUCUAUUUAUAAUAUCAUGAUCCAAGUUGUCAUGUGCACUUUGUCACCUUUCCAACAGAUCUGGAAACUCCUUCGUGGUAUCUAAAAACGGUUGGGCAGUACAGUAUAUCUUCACCCUCCAAACCUUUGUUGGGUCAUCAGGUGUUACCUUCUAUCUUUCCGGACGUUUCUUCCAUUGUCCGACGAUUUCGGAAUUCCUCUUAAAAUCUAGGGACAACUCAACUAAUCGGCCUUAUCACCUUCCCCUUACAUAGCUAGAAUUGGUCAUAAAGAUAUAAAAAGGUACAAAUGGACUAAUUAGUGGAAAAUUAAAUCUCACAAUUAUAGAAUUUACUUGCAUAAUUAAUUCUAAUAAAUGUAGAAUUAAUUACCCAAAGAUUUGCUCCAAGAAUUUGCAUGUAGAAUUAAUUACUCAACUUACAUAUAUGAAAAGCAUUACAAGACAACUCUAGUUUUAGUUAUUGAACCAAAGAUUAAUGUUCCACUAUAAACAUGGAUUGAACUAAUUAAUUACGCCUUCAUAUAUAGAAAAUUGUUGUGCCUCUACGGGUUUAGCGGACAAACUUGGUUAGUUAUAACACUUGCACAGUGGGAAAUUGCACCCCUCAAUAUUUAAUUAAGUUAGUUUUAACAUGAGAUGUAUUGAAGAAUGAAUGGUGAAUCUGUAUUUAUAUACUAUUAUUGGUUCAAAUUCAAUUGGGUCGAUGUCAAUACUUCCGGUCAGAAAUGGACUCUUUUUCAUAACAAAAAACCUAAAAAAGUGUGAAGACCUUACUCUAUUGGGAUGGUUAGCUAUUCAGUUUAUUCAAUUUAUUCUGUUUUCCCUGUCACAAGUGCAAUGUAGACACAUCCUCACCUCCCAUUAGAUUUGUAGGUUCACAUCGAAGAUGAGACCGGCGAGACUCCUCUUUGAUUUUGAAGCUCACUCUUGGUUCAUCUUUAUCAUCAAAUUAAAGAAGUACUCCUAAAACACAGAGUUUAAUGUACUAAACCCUCCCAUUAUUUAUAAAUUCAGGGAAUUAGCCCUUAUGAUUUAAAAAAUGCGUCAAAACCCACCUCCAAGCACAAAUUUUACAAUUUUGAAAUCACUUGUCUUAAUAAUAUGAUUGAAUCAGAAUUUACUAAAGUAGAAAUAAAAUAGAAAUGUGUGGUUGUGGUUGCGUAAGAAAAGGUGAAUGAAUGAUAGUCACACAAAACUUUUCAAAAAGAAAAAUGGGAAGAACUUUUUGGGACAUCCCAAAAAGGUGAGUGAAUUGUUUUAAUGAGAAUUUAUGGGACGGAAGGAGUAAUAAAUCUCUUUUAUUUAGCAAUUAAAUUUGAUCAUAAAGAGUUUUUGCGCAUGAAUAACUAUAGCGCAAAUGAGUUUGACGCAUUUUUUAAAUCACAUAGGCUUAUGCGCAGAAUUUAAGAGGCUUAGUGCAUUUAAACCCCUAAAACACAAGUACUCCUAUUUGUGCAUUUUGUGUAUGUUUUAAUCCUAUUGAGAACAAUUUAUUGCGUAAGAUAAUUCCUUGGAGUACAGGAUUGAUCCAGCUAAUUUGGAUUAAAUUAGGUAAUAUCAUGGUGUUUAAAAACAAAUUAAAAUCAUACUAUAUGAGUGAUGGAUGAGUAGAGUGAAAUGAAUCUCUACUUCUUUCCUGGCAAUAACCGCCCCCAUGGAAAGAGCAUGCAUGGCAUCAAUUCUGUACGUUCUAGCUGCUACGCCCAAAUUAAAACUCCGAUCCGAGUACAGCUAGCAGCUGCAUAAUAAUUAAGCACCCAAUUCCCUUAAGUCAUCGAUCGAUCAUAUAUAUCAUAUGGCCAAAACCCAAAAGCUGGCAGCAGCAGCAGCAGGGUGGCUCUUCGGGAGCAUUUUCAGGUUCCUCAGAAGGUUUGUGUUCCUCAUUCUAUCUGCGGGAGUCAUUCCCAAACACAUCGCCUUCAUUCUUGACGGAAACCGACGGUACGCCAAGAAACACAAACUCUUAAACGAGACAGGUUACAGAGCCGGCUUUCUCGCUCUCAUCUGCCUACUCAAGUACUGCCACGAACUAGGCAUCAACUAUGUCUCGCUCUUCAUCUUCAGCAUCGACAACUUCAGCCGGACGGCCGAGGAAGUCCAGUUCCUGAUGGACUUGAUGUCCACCAAAGUCGAAGGCCUGCUCAAGUACCAGGAUGUCCUGAACCAAUACGGAGUCCGGGUGCAGUUCAUUGGGAACCUUAACUUAAUCGACAGACGGCUUAGGGUCGCCGCCGAGGCCGCCAUGCACGCAACCUGCGCAAAUUCCAACAUCGUCCUCAUCGUCUGCUUGGCCUAUGCUUCUUCUGCUGAGAUAGUCCGUGCGGCUCAGCAGUGCUGCAUGGCGAAGAGAGAAGAGUUGAUGCAGGUAAACUCCUUGGAGGUGGCCCCCGCGGGGAUUGUGACGGUGGCGGACAUGGAGACGAAUAUGUACACGGCGGGCUUGGGCCCGGAUCCUGAUAUCGUGGUUCGGACUGCAGGGGCCAACAGGCUAAGUAAUUUUCUGAUGUGGCAAACUUCUAACACCAUGUUGUAUUCCACAGGGGCAUUGUUUCCGGAGAUUGGGCUAAGGCACUUGGUGUGGGCAGUCUUGACUUUCCAAAGAGCUCACCCUUAUUUGCAGAAGAGAGUCAUUCUAUCAUAAAACCAAAUCCUUCAUAUAUCGUUAUAGAAUAUAAUCGAUCUACACAAAGAUUUUUUCUUCAAAAUAACAAUAUGAUUACAAUAUCAUCGGUCAUUAAGUUUAGGGGUGCAAUAAUUGAUAGAGAUUUUUAAAGAGAAAAUUAUUACUCAUAUUCAGUGACCGAACCAGCUCGAGAACUCUGGAGGGGUACAUAAUGGUAAAGGGAAGGUCUCCGGCAAGGCAGGCGGCUUCCGGCAAUAGAUACUUAAAUAACUUUUCUUGGUUUUUUAUAAAUAGCUAAUAUACAUAAUACAGACAGCUAAAGACUCUGAAGUCUGGGGGAAAUUAAAUACACACUUCACAUUUUAACAAUGCAUCGUGGUAUUUUUUCUUCAAUUUAUUUUUACGAUUGUAACCAGCCAAGCGAAAGUACACCUUUCGCAACUGACAACAACAACUUCAGACACUGAAGUCCUGCCCGCCUUAACCCGCAAUUGAAGAUGAAUCCAUGAAAAAUCCAGGAAUUGGUGUCAACAAUGUCAUCAUAUAUCUGACAAUUCAACUUCUAUUUGAGGGUUUUUAACCUUAUUUUCAGUGUUAGGAUGACAUUUUGUGAUGCAGAAAUUAAGUUAUUUAAAGAAGAACCAUCCAUGCUCGGACCUUUACUACCUUUAGGAAUCGGUGUAUAAAAUUUUAACAUGGAGAAUUUUUGUCAAACUACCUAGAAAGACUACCAUUGAAGUAAUACAAGUAUAAUUGUAAAAUUUGCACAGUAAGAAACGAAAUGAACAAAUCCAGAAUUAAAGUACAAUUAACAAUUUAUUAAAUGAAAAUAGAAUUGCACAUAAAAUUAACAAUUUAUAAAAAGAGGAAAAAAUUCUGGGAUUGAAGGUUACAGCAGGGCUUACCUGCAAGAUGGAUAUGGGACUUGGGAGUAAGUCGGAAGAAGGGCCGAACUGCCGAAGGGGUAGUCGCCGACUCGCCGUUGGCAAGUUGCUCACUUGGCUGUUGCUGCGCAGAGAUGGCUUCCCAACUCCCGCUUCUGUCUAGUGGGCUUAGGCUGGUCUGGGCUGCAGGGGCUUGGUUACAUAUUUAUUAAGAAUUUUUACAACUUUUAGUCCUCCCACUAUAAUGCCAAUGACUCUUUGGUACUCAAUUUUAUUUUUUUUUAUUUUUAAUCCCUGAUUAUUGUGUUAAAGACACAUUUGACACUCGUUUUUUAAAAUUUCUAUAUUUAGUCCUUCAAUUUUCAUAAAAUUGAUAUUUGCAUUUCUUCAACUACUAUAAUAGUGAUAAUCUGUAUCCCCACUUAUUGUGUCAAACUCAUAGUAGAAGGAUUAAAAAUAUCAAAUUGAUAAUAAUACUAAGAGGACUAAAUGUCUAAAUGUGGGAAACUUUGAUGUCGAGGAAUAAAAGUGUCUCUAAUAAUUGAGUACUAGAAAUGCAAAAAAAUGAAAAGUCGAGUAUAAUAGUAGGGGAACCGAAAGUUAAAAAAAGAAAGAAUUGCCGGUCUAUGACUUUUGACUUUUCAAAUUCUAAAAAUAUACUCCGUAACCCUUUUUCUUUUUCCAAAAAUGUGAUUCAGACUUCUCUCCCCCACGUCUCUCUCCGCACAGACGCACAUCACAAGCCGAGACUUUUCUCUGCCGCCAUAAACCACCGGCCAUGGCGUGGUCUUCCUUUAUUUCUGCAUGAGGUUGAUGCGCCUCUUCUCUCCGCACGGCCAUGGCGCCUUCUCUCUGCCGGUCCGCCUGCCUGAGCCUCGCUGUCCCUCUGCCGCAUCUCCGCCGAUCCGCCUCUCUGAAGAAGGACGACGAACCUCGAGCUAAGGAUUUGCCUCGCCGAUCUUCCUUUAUUCUUCUUCUCUCCUCCUUUCUUGUCCGCAAAUCACUAAGCCACCGACGCUGUGAAACUGAGCCAUCGACGCCGUGAAACUGAGCCAUCGACGCCGUGAAACUGAGCCAUCGACGUCGUUGCUGCUCUGCACUUCUUCUCGUCGCAACCGUUUGCGUUGUCUAGCAUCGUCGAUGCCUUCUCUACCUUCGCCGAUGCACCUCUCCUUGUUGUUGCUUUCACUGUUCUUCUUCUCUCUGCUUCGGAUACACCUCGAAUCAAAGGACGGAUCUGGCAAGCGGCCAGAUCUGGCGGAAGACGGCGGCUAGGGUUCAUUGGUGGUGGUCGGGGUUGGGUUAGACUGUCAAGGGUGGGGCUGGGAGGGUGAAUUAGGGCUGGGAGGGGUGGAUUGAGGCUGAGAGGGGUGGGUUGAGGCUGAGAGGGGUGGAUUGGUGUGCGGCAACGAUUAGGGUGGCUGGAGAUGGCGGAGUUGGUGGUUGGGACUGGGAUUCUGGGGAGUCAAGUCAGGAUAGGGAAGUGGGGUUAGUCACUAGGCUGUGGCGGUGGUCGGCCGGAGUGGUGGCCGCGACUGUGACGGGGAGGGGUAGUGUAGAGGGCGUGGUUGCCAAUGGUGCACAGGGGCUGGGGCAUGGGUUGGGGUGCGGUGGCCGCUUGGUCGGCCGGGUGGUUGAUUUGAGGUGGUUCAAUGGAAGGGGCGAACAGCGGCAGUGACUUGCCGGGGGAGGGGGCGGCCGGGGUAGUGACUGGGGUAGUGACUGUCCGGCAGAGUCAUUGUCGAUGGCGGCGGAGUGUGCUAAUCACUCUCGGGGGAAGACAAUGUUUUGAGGUUUAAAAGGCCCCAUUUGAAGAUAUCGUCGUCGCACAAUAUCUCAAUCAUUGACAUGAUAUUCAUUCAUAUGCUUCCUUUUACCGGAAUCAACUUCAAGAUUUUCUAAAUUUACUUCAAUACGAGGACGUGGGAUAGAACCUUCCGCAAAGCUUUGAUUAGAUGAAUCCUCUAAAGUAGACUUUCUUUUGUAAGGAAAAUAACUUGCCAAGACUGAUUUUUCCAUAACUGAACAAUAAAAUGUAUUUCAUAAAUUCAUUUAGAAAUAUUAAUUACACAUAUUGUUCAAAUAAAUUAAUAUUAUUAACAAUCUGUCAAUCUCUAAAUGUUUAUUUGCAAUUGUCAAUUGCUUUAUAUACUAUUUGUCAAUACUAAACCAAUGAAUUAAGAAAUUGUUAAUUGAUUAAUAUACUACUACGUAUUUCUUAAUCACUAAAAUUACUUCAACAAAAAACAGCUAAUUGACUAAUUCCUUCACAUAGCAGCUACCAAAUCAGUGAAUAAAAAUCAAUAAAUCAAAAAACACAAGCUACAAAAGCAAUUAAGGAGCAACUAAGCAACUCAAGCAAGUGAACUAAAUGAUGAAAAUAACAGAUCCAAGAAUCAAGAGUUUAGUCAUGAGUCUUACCUUGAGCUUUGGGAAUUGAAAAUUGAGGCCAAUAACUCGUUGAUGAAGAUAACAGAUUCAAGAAUCAAAAGCCCACAGGUCUGAUAGCUUGGCCAUUGACGUUGUUUGCCU